AUGAUUAAGCGGUUUUCGACCAGCGAAGCUCAGCGAAUCAGGCAGCUUAUUUCUGGGAAAGAUCUCGGUGAUAGGAAACCAAGUGUGUUUCUUAGACACUUGCGCUCCCUGUCCCCCAACUUAACAGACGAGACCAUUUUAAGAGAACUAUUUCUCCAGAGACUACCUAGGACGGUCCAGGCAACUUUGACAGCCCAGGCUGAGUUGAGCCUAGAAAAAAUUGCUGAGCUGACGGACAAAAUUUUGGAAGUGACUCCCUCAUCUACUGGGAUUGUGUGCGCCACUGCGCUACUCGGGCCUUCUAACAAUGAGUUGGUCCCCAUCAUUGCUCAAUUACAGGCACUCAGUAAGCAGGUAGCGGCUUUGUCUACACGCCAUUUGCGAUCAAGAUCUAGUUCUCGCCGAUCUUGCCCUAGACCAAGGUCCGCGACGCCUCAUGGCUUGUGCUGGUACUACCGUCGGUACCAGGGCAAAGGUGUCAAAUGUCCGGCCGUGCUCCUGGUCAGAUCCGAUUCCGGAAAACCAAGGGAGCAGCCAGCGGUAAUGGCGCUAGCUGACUGCAGUCAAUUCACUGGUCGCCGCCUGUUUGUCACUGACAAGGUAACCAAAUUUAAAUUCUUGCUUGACACCGGUUCCGACCUUUCCUGUUUCCCUCGGAAACUUCUGUCGACUCAAUGCAAAGUUUCCGACUAUACUCUUAGUGCCGCCAAUGGCAACAGUAUAAAAAUAUAUGGCAGUCGCACAUUUUCAUUAAAUCUCGGUCUCCGUCGCGAAUUCAGAUGGAAUUUCACUAUUGCAGACGUCGAGAUAGCUAUCAUUGGCUCCAAUUUUCUGGCCUAUUUCAAUCUACUCCCGGACUGCCGCAACAAACUGUUACGAGAUGAUUCUACCAGGCUUUCUGUUCUGCCUCCAUCUGUAACAUAA
Hyposmocoma kahamanoa is the source of this 924-nucleotide messenger RNA. RefSeq lists its product as uncharacterized. The transcript has a single exon. NCBI's taxonomy places the organism in Eukaryota, Metazoa, Arthropoda, Insecta, Lepidoptera, Cosmopterigidae. The record is from RefSeq and is a predicted model, not a curated record. Gene Ontology annotation, biological process: proteolysis. Gene Ontology annotation, molecular function: aspartic-type endopeptidase activity. Bases 1 to 924 code for a protein of 307 amino acids.